Messenger RNA from Perca flavescens (yellow perch), 1608 nucleotides. It is a transcript of the gene spata6l, whose product is annotated as spermatogenesis associated 6-like. The transcript is spliced from 13 exons. Gene Ontology annotation, cellular component: sperm head-tail coupling apparatus. Bases 142 to 1299 code for a protein of 385 amino acids. NCBI's taxonomy places the organism in Eukaryota, Metazoa, Chordata, Actinopteri, Perciformes, Percidae. Gene Ontology annotation, molecular function: myosin light chain binding. Gene Ontology annotation, biological process: spermatogenesis. The record is from RefSeq and is a predicted model, not a curated record.
UGUGCUAGCUGUUCAUUUAAUCCAUCCACCUAUGAGCAGCUGUAUACAGUUACAGCUGUAACCUAGCUAGUUAGCUAGUCCGCUUUAUCCAUAGACAGUAGCUAUACAAACGGGUCUUGGCACUGCUGAAAGAGGAGUCCAAUGUCCCGAAAAGCGCUGAAAGUGGUGGUUGAACUAAAGUUCAGAGCGGUGUCUUGUCCUGGAGUUCAUCUGCCAGCCAAGGAUGACAUCUUCCUCAGCAUGUGCUUCAUGGGCCAGUACCAUCAGUCGGACUGUCUCCCGGCCGUCUUUCCUCUGCUCUUUCAUGAGAAAAUGAAAUUUGAGAAGAUUUUCAGGCAUGCAGUUGACCCUGGAGACAUCGCUGUAAUGCUGGAGUAUGAGACGGUCACAAUUGAACUGGUGCAGCUGAUCCCUCCAGCGGCAGACACUCUGGCCUCCUUUGAAGAAGAUGCUCGGCGUUUCUUAUUCCCGGAGCCCAAACUGGUUCCCUCCUCCUCUGGAGUGGAUCAAGAGGUUCUGAUGACCCGAGCACCUCACUUUCCAGGUAUCGCUCCACGGUUGGAGUUUUCCACCAAAACGACCAUUAUUGAGUGCCCUGCUGAUGCUCGGAUCAACAUUUACCCCAAUGUACCUAUGAGGCCAGUGAUGAAGAGGAACAGGACAGCCUCGAGCAGACCUAGGAGCUCCUCUCCUCAGAGGAAACAACCUCAAACCCUUGGAAGGAGACAAGGUGGCAGGGCGUACAGGGGACGACACGGCAGCACCAGGUCUCCAUCAUACAUCUCCAGAUCCCAGUCCCUGUCCCCUGUCAGAGCUGACACACAGCGCCGGGCCCGGCUCAGCCUGGACUCUGGAACUGACUGGGACACAGCCAGCACCUCCCAGCCUAUGCUGCCUUUGUGGCCUGGAGCCAGUCGCUCCGCUGUGUUUACCAAAUCCUCUUCACCUUGGACCAGGUCUUCAUCAACAGUGAGAUAUUCUCCAACUGGCAGAAGGAAAUCCUUAUCCAAUGGUUUGGUUGGAGGGUUACCAGAAGACGACUCCAGCUCUUCAGAAACACAUGACCCCCUUGACCACCACCAAGGUCCUGACCCCUCAGGGCUGUGGUGGUCUUAUAGGGAACAGGCCAGGCACAGCAGGUCUCAGUCCAGCUCUCACAGAGAAUGGGAAGAGGUCCAAGAGCGUGUUCGGGGACUCCUUACGACACCAAAAGCUGUACGCCGACUUACCUAUGGGGCCACACACUCCGAGGUAGACAGGGUUUUAGCCAGGAGGUCCAUCUCUCCAGGUCCGCCGUGAUGACCUGGCCAGACUCUGGUGAGGGAAAGAGACUAUCACCUUGCCAAUUGUCUUUCUGUGUGUGUGUGUGUGUGUGUGUGUGUGUGUGUGUGUGUGUGUGUGUGUGUGUGUGUGUGUGUGUGUGUGUGACAUCCAUACAUCACAUUAUGCCACAUUGUGGAUUGAAAUAAAAGUAAAAUAUGGCCCUGUUUUAACCUGGUUUUAACAGCCGUCCUGGCUUAUCCAAUCACAAGUGGAUAGCUCUAAGUGCAUAUAUCACACCUGGCAGUAGAAUGUACCUCCACAUGCAUCCAGUUGUGAUCAGUUGUU